Messenger RNA from Prorocentrum cordatum, 2584 nucleotides. The record is from the annotation of a GenBank genome assembly. Lineage: Eukaryota; Dinophyceae; Prorocentrales; Prorocentraceae.
AGCGCUUGGGCUCAAGCUUCCACGGGUGGACGCAGGUCUGGAAGCAGGCGCGAGCGCCCUCCUGCCUCUGCAAGCCAGCCCCCCGCGCCGACACGAUGGGGUGCUGCAUGGCCUCCCGCCAGUCUUUUGACAUGGCCUCCCGCCAGUCUUUCGACCUGACGCGGUACACAGACGCCACGAGCCUCUUCGACGCUCUUGCGUUCACCGUGGAGGGCCUUCACCCAGUGCGCUUGGUCCGCAUGUCGUGGCUUUUGCAGCAGCGGGGCACGGUCCUGCAGAGGCGCCAGGAGCUGCCAGAGGAGGCGUUCGUGUCCGCCGGCGAGCUGCGGGCCAUUUGGGAAGCCAGCGGGCGAGGAGGAAUUGACAAGGUGGCGCCGAUCAUCACCAUCUCGUUCUGCUGGGACUCACGCGAGCAUCCCGACCCCAAUGGGGUGCAGCUGAGCUUGGUGAUAGACACCCUGGAGCAGGAACGCCACAAGUACUCCAGAGGAAAGGAUAACUUUGAAGGGUUCAGCGACAUGGGCGUCUUCUGGGACUGGCCCUCGCUGCUGCAGGGCGACCCCGACAAGGCCGAUGAGGCGAAGGCCGCCGCCCUGCGGCAAGGAAAAACCCAGAAGGACGCGCAGAAGGCCGCGGACGAGGCCAAGCGUACCCCCGCCGAGAAGGCCGCGUUCAAACAUGGGCUGCAGGAGACGAUGGACCUGUGGUACGCCCACCAAGCCACUACCGUCCUCCUGCUCACCCAGCACCCCCGCGAGCGAGGCAGCGAGCGCGAGUGUGGCUACGACCAGUCGGACUGGACAACGUACGAGCGUUGCUCCGCGGAGCAGAUCAAGAAGGUCUACCGUAAUCAGGCGAAGUGGGACGCCGUGGCCGACCUUGGGGGAGGGGCGGGGGUGACGAAGGCCGGGAGGAGGUGGCCGGUGGGCCCGGACGAGUUCGACCGGCUCAUCAAGGACAGGUCCUUCACCAACGGCGCGGACCGGGAGGCGGUGAAGGCGCUCUUCCGGCGGAUGAGCCGCGCGCAGCUGGGCGGCGUGACGAUUCUGGACUUCGACGGGAUGCCGCCCCCGACCGCCGCGCAGGUCGCGGGGCUCGCAGGCUGCCUGCGGCUGUGCGCCCGCCUGGAGAGACUGGACCUGAACAAUUGCAACAUCGGCCCCCCGGGCGCGCAGGCCCUGGCGAAGGCGCUGCCCUCCAUGCCCGGCCUGCAGGUGCUGCGCCUGGACACCAACGGCAUCGGCGGCAUCGGCGACGACGGCGCGCAGGCCCUGGCGAAGGCGCUGCCCUCCAUGCCCCGCCUGCAGCACCUGCACCUGGCCAGCAACGGCAUCGGCGACGACGGCGCGCAGGCCCUGGCGAAGGCGCUGCCCUCCAUGCCCGGCCUGCAGCACCUGCGCCUGGCCAGCAACGGCAUCGGCGACGACGGCGCGCAGGCCCUGGCGAAGACGCUGCCCUCCAUGCCCGGCCUGCGGGACCUGUGGCUGGCCAGCAACGGCAUCGGCGACGACGGCGCGCAGGCCCUGGCGAAGGCGCUGCCCUCCAUGCCCGGCCUGCAGGUGCUGGGCCUGGGCAACAACGGCAUCGGCGACGACGGCGCGCAGGCCCUGGCGAAGGCGCUGCCCUCCAUGCGCGGCCUGCAGGUGCUGCGCCUGGACAGCAACGGCAUCGGCGACGACGGCGCGCAGGCCCUGAAAUCCGCCUUGGGCGACAGAUGCUAUGUCUUGACCCUCUGAGCCAGGGGCGAGCCGCACAGGGCGCGGGUGAGAAACGGGAGGGCGCGCGGGAAGGGGAGGACCCAAACGCGACAAGGAGGACCCAAACACGACCAGGAAACUCAUGUACCAGACCAGGCAUCAGCAUAGGCACGUGUGCCUUUGUCUUCCCAGUUUGGUGCCUCGUUUUGCCGCGAGGUCGGCAUCCUGGCCAGAUGCCUCGUUCGCGCAGUUUGCGUGGCCCCUGCGGCAUGCGGUAUGCGUGUUUUUCUGUUGGCGUCGGCGGCGCUCCCAAGGGGGGAAGCGAACCAGGGGGCAGGCCUUCUGCGGAGGCGCGUGGCUUCUCAGGAGCCCCCUGACCUUCUGCUGAGUGUUCCGUGCCUGCGGGGAGAGUUUUUGCUCGAUAAUCUGCCAGGAGGCCCGAGGCUCUCCGAGCUCUGCGUCGCCCAGCGCGCUCCACCACUCGCAGAGGGCCCGCUCGCAGGCACCCGAGACGCACACGUGCUCGCAUCGUCGUGGCAGCGGCUCGUAGAGUCCCCCCCCCCCCCCGCGGCGGCUCCAGGCCACGUGCGAGCAGCUGCCAUGCGCGCAGUGGAGCGCGCCUGUCUUCUCUUCGGAGGGCCCGCCCCUUCUCGCUUUCCCCCCCGGGGGCUCGCCGACGGCGGUCGGCCUGCCAGGGGGGUGGUGCGCCAGCCACGGCGCCUCGCCGCCGUCCCCCCACCUGCUGCCGCCGCUGCGGGGAGCAGCGACCGCCUGGAGCGCGCAGCCCUGCCUCUUAUGAAGAAGAAGCAGCGUCGGGGGUGGACAGACCUCCUACCCUGACACGUCGAUUAGCGAAUUGUUGACGCUUCGCGAAUCCCCACCAGCCC